Messenger RNA from Exaiptasia diaphana, 1246 nucleotides. Its product is annotated as protein O-linked-mannose beta-1,2-N-acetylglucosaminyltransferase 1. NCBI's taxonomy places the organism in Eukaryota, Metazoa, Cnidaria, Anthozoa, Actiniaria, Aiptasiidae. Gene Ontology annotation, molecular function: beta-1,3-galactosyl-O-glycosyl-glycoprotein beta-1,3-N-acetylglucosaminyltransferase activity. The transcript has 4 exons. Bases 198 to 986 code for a protein of 262 amino acids. Gene Ontology annotation, biological process: protein O-linked glycosylation via N-acetylgalactosamine. The record is from RefSeq and is a predicted model, not a curated record. Gene Ontology annotation, cellular component: Golgi membrane.
GAAUCCUUUUUAAUUACAAUCUUCGUUUACUAACUCUAUUUCGCGAAUAAUUUGAAGGAGACUUCAAAUUACACUCUGUCUUAUGUCAUAUUCUAGAUCUCUUAUAGCCAAAUGCAGUCUUCGACUACGUAUUUUUGAUACAUCUCCUGGAGUGAAAUUCAAAGUUGUAUGAAGCUUCUCAUGUGUAUCAUGUUAUCAUGGCUGUACAGCACUUUCAGACGCUUCUGUUUCUAGCUGUCUUCACGACUUUCCUGGCCAAUUUAUUUUUAAUUCUUAAGCAUAAUGACUCAUGUAUAAAGGAGACUUCUAAAUUUCCAUGGCAGAGAAGGGUUAAUAUGGAAUUCUUAAAAAGAAACCAAAAACAAAUGGACAAAAUUCAAAAAGAUCAGACGACACCAUUUGCUCCAAUGGAUCAUGACACCGCGACGACAUUAAACGACAAAUAUGAGCCAAAAAUAUUAAAAAUUGAAGUCUUUUCAAGCGAGAAAAACAUCUCUGUUACAGUGAAUGGCAAAAAGCUUCUACAUGGAAAUCAACGUACUUUAAUUGGAAUCAACGCUGUUGUUGUCAACCAAGAAACUGGAGAGAGCUUGGGAACUAGGUCCUUUAACACAUACAGAAUUGUGCAAGAAAGUCAACACUUGCAAGAAUUCGUCAAAGAAGUUACCGUUGGGAGAAUUAUUUGUUUUACUGUUAAGGACGAGGCUUCAUACAAUCUGAAGAAUAGCGUGCGUGCCUUUCUCAAACGCAGUGGAAGUGUUUUCAUCAACCGUCUAAAAUGGAGAGACAUGUGGGCUUUUGUAAUACAGAAAACCAAACACAGCGCUCGUGUUCUUGGAGAAGCCUAUCAACAAUGCAUGCAUAAUGGGCAUGCGUGCAAAGUUGGUGAACAAGGAUGGGCUGCCCCUGUCAGCCUUGUGGUCACAGCUUUUCAGGCAGAGAGGAGCCAAGACAUAUCAAACGUAAAGGUGACAAAAAAUCCGUGAUCACUCAAGCGUAACCUGACAGUCUAAGACUUUUUGAAGAAAUGCAAGAAUUUAUGAAAUGAAAUAUAUAUGUGACCUUUCUGUCUAUUCUUCGUGAGAAAAUUUGAAAAUCCAAGUAUGUAUUUUAGCCUUUGAAGAGUUUGAGUUUAAACAUCAAAAUAGCCAGGCGAUCACAGGUAGCCCAAGCUAGGUAUUUGUGUACUUUUUAGAAAUAUUUAAAAUACUAGUAUAACAAAAAUAAACAUCUUUACCUGUGUAUA